Molecule: messenger RNA, 6058 nt
Organism: Polypterus senegalus (gray bichir)
Lineage: Eukaryota; Metazoa; Chordata; Cladistia; Polypteriformes; Polypteridae
Gene: usp48
Product: ubiquitin specific peptidase 48
Exons: 27
Coding region: 820-3960 (1046 amino acids)
Biological process (GO): protein deubiquitination
Cellular component (GO): nucleus; cytosol
Molecular function (GO): cysteine-type deubiquitinase activity; protein binding; cysteine-type endopeptidase activity
Source: RefSeq, a predicted model, not a curated record
UCUACCUGUCUGUUUGGUUUGCCUAAACAAGUUUGAAAGUGGAGCAGGGGACGACUAAUGAAUUAUUGUGGGGCAGUCAAGACAGCAAGGUGUAUAGAUGUGUGUACUUGUGCAUGCGAUUUAUAUUUUAUAUAUGCAAACUAACUGACUGUGUUAGCGAAUUAGAUGGAUGAGUACAAAUAAAGAGACGUCAGUAUUUUGCAUGUUGUCGCUUAUUAGUGCACCAGAUUGACAAAGGCACCUGGAGUGUGGAAGUGAAAUGGUUAAAAACAUUAUCCUGAAAUAGCAUUACGGACUCAACAAAUGAAACAAUUAGAAUCAUAAACUGCUUUUGAGUUUUUUCCUGAAACUUACAGAGGUGUUUGCACCACGAGGGCAUCAGAUCGCAGCAUUUUUUGGCUGCUGCAGGAAGGGAUGCUGCUUUUCUUCAUUUUUUUUCGUAAGGUGCAGUCGCAAAAAACGGUAAUGCUGGAAAAAAUUUGAAUGACUCCGCUGGAUUACUUAUGUACGGUGCUGGUUUGCCUUGGAAAUGUGCAUAAGUUGUGUCGCACUUAUUAUUCAAGAGCACGGAGAAAGUGACGCAAACUAAAAUUCUGAACUUAUUUUGUUUCCAAAACACCGGUCAGAGAGGCGGCGAAGAGUGAACUUACCUAGAAUUUGUGACGAUACGCCAUUGGAAACAGACGAGGAGAUUUUUGCACUUUAAACACUGGAUGCUAAAGAUCGCCAAAAGGUUGCACCGGGCCACUGAAUCCUCGUCGUUUCUUACAGGGAGUCGCCGAUCUGAGCAGGCCGCGCUCCGGUGUGAAUUUCCAAUAGAUGGCACCUCGGCUGCAGCUGGAGAGAGCCGCUUGGCGUUGGGUCGAAUCAGUCCGACCCGAGGAUGUCACAGCCGAGAAUAUCGAGACGGCGUACCGUGUACUGUUAGAGGGAUGCAAAAGAGGGGCGUGCAGAAGAAACUGCAAAGGAAACCCAAACUGCCUAGUUGGUAUAGGCGAGCAUAUAUGGUUAGGAGAAAUUGACGAGAAUACCUUUCACAACAUCGAUGAUCCUAAUUCUGAAAGGAGAAACAAGAACACUUUUGUAGGUCUGACAAAUCUUGGUGCAACCUGUUAUGUAAACACAUUUUUGCAGGUGUGGUUUCACAAUCUAGACAUGAGACGGGCAAUAUAUCUGUGUCAAAAUUCCAGAGCAGAAGAACUUGCUGUUGACGAUGAUACAGAUUAUGAACCACAAGAAAUAUGUGAACAUCUUCAGUACCUGUUUGCAUUGUUGCAGAAUAGUAAUCGAAGAUACAUAGACCCUUCUGGACUUGUAAAAGCACUUGGAUUAGACACGGGACAACAGCAGGAUGCUCAGGAAUUUUCUAAGCUCUUUCUAUCCUUACUGGAGGACACACUUUCAAAGCAGAAAAAUCCAAAUGUACAAAAUAUCAUACAACAACAGUUCUGUGGACAGUGUGCCUAUAUUACUGUGUGUAACCAUUGUGGCAGAGAAUCACAACUCUUAUCCAGAUUCUAUGAACUAGAGCUCAAUAUUCAAGGUCAUAAGCAACUAUCUGACUGUGUCACUGAAUUUCUUAAGGAAGAAAAGCUAGAAGGGGACAAUCGCUAUUUCUGUGAGAACUGCCAGAGUAAACAAAAUGCUACCAGGGAAAUUAGACUGCUAAAUUUACCUCAUACUUUGAACUUUCAACUUAUGCGUUUUGUCUUUGACAGACAAACGGGCCACAAGAAGAAACUGAACACAUAUAUUGGUUUUCCUGAAAUUUUAGAUAUGGGACCAUUUCUGGAUAAAAAAGAUGAAAAGUGUGUUUAUGAGCUGAAUGCAGUGCUGAUACACAGAGGGGUUAGUGCAUACUCUGGCCACUACAUAGCUCAUUUACGAGAUGGCAGAACAAAUGACUGGUACAAAUUUAAUGAUGAAGAGAUUGAGAAAAUGGAGGGAAAAAAACUUCAACUUGGAAGUGAAGAAGAUAUAGAACCUUCUAAAUCCCAGACACGCAAACCUAAAUGCAUUAAAGGAUAUCAUUCUUCACGGAAUGCAUAUAUGUUGGUUUAUAAACGCCAAGUGGAAGAAGUAAGCCAUUCUGAGCCCAAUGUUCAAGUUCCAGACUUUCUGCAGAGGUUAGUGGAUCGGGAUAACCGAAAGUUUGAAGAGUGGUGUCAUGAAAUGGCUGAAAUGAGGAAACAGAGUGUUGACAAAGGCAAAGCAAAACAUGAAGAGGUGAAGGAGAUCUACGAAUUGUUACCUGCUGGAGACGGUCAGGCUUUUGAGUUCAUUCCCCUUGAGUGGUUGCGAAAGUGGCUAGAUGAUUCUACUGUUACAAAGCCUAUUGAUAACUCAAAGUUUAGCUGCUGUCAUGGAAAACUUCACCCAGAUAAAAUUGAAGAUGUUAAGCGAAUUUCUCAAAAAGCUGCUGACAUCUUCUUCAACAGAUAUGGAGGUGGUCCCAGAUUAGACAAUUCUUCUCUUUGUAGAGAAUGUGUUGUGGAGCGAUGCAGGGUCUUAAGAUUGAAAAACCAGUUAAAUGAAGAUUACAAAGUUAUUUCAAACAUGGUAAAAAUUGUAAACAAUAGCAACCAGGGUUAUUGGAUAGGUAAAGCUUCUCUUCGAAGCUGGAGGCAGUUAGCACUUGAGCAGUUAGAAGAGGAAGAUGAUGAACUAAAGCAUGCAAAUGGCAAAGCAAAUGGAGAGAGCAUUUCUGUCUUAGAUGUUGGAGGUGCAGGAGAUACAAAAGAUAAUGAUGAUGAAAAUUUAAACUUCAAUGAAGAUAUUCUGUGCUCACAUGGUGGGCUUUGUACAUCAGAAAAUGAGAGAAAACUGGUUUCUAAUGAUGUGUGGAACAGACUGAAGACAUAUUUUCCGAAAGCUCCUGAAUUUCCUGCCAGUCAGGAGUCUUGCCCAAAAUGCAAGACAUUGGAAAGAGAGUGUGAAGAAAGUGAAGCAUUAAACAAAAUGAUAGCAAAUGAUCAGAAAAUGGCUCUUCUUAAUCUUUUUCAGGACAAAAAUCGACCCAGUUUACAAAAAUGGCCUACGGAGACAGAUCACCUGUAUAUUGUGUCUUUGUUUUUUGUUGAAGAAUGGAAAAAAUUUAUCAGGAGGCCUGGAAGAUGCACCCCAGUGUCAUCCGUUGCAAAUGGUGCUCUGCUCUGUCCUCAUGGUGGCUUAAUGUUUACUUAUGAGUCCAUGUCCAAAGGAGACGCAAAACAUGUAGCUGUGUUAUGGCCCAGCGAAUGGGAAAUCAUUAACAGAUUCUUUCUUGUGGAUCAGACGAUUAAACUUUCCAGAACUACAGACAAACCUCAACAAGAUGCUUUGCAUAUUGAGUUUCAGACUGACCCAGAUCUUUGUUUAGAAUGUAGGGAAGGUUUGCUUUUUCAACAGCAACGCGAUUUACGUGAAUAUACACAAGCGACAGUGUAUAUCAGGAAAAUUGUGGACAAUACAAAGAUAAUGAAAGACGCUGCACCAGAGCUUAAUGUGAGUGGUUCAGAAGCUGAAGAUGAAAGAGAAGUAAAAAUAGGAGAUAACGAUCCGGAUUUUAACCAGAUUAACAAUGGAGCAAAGCGACAAAAGCUAUCUGUGCCAUCUUCAGGAUCAGGUACCCUCAGUAGUUCAUUUAUUAGUCAUCAGAAACAAGGAAUAAGAAGAAGUACUCGACAUAGAAAGGUUCGAGGCGAAAAGGCACUUAUUGUUUCGGCUAAUCAGACGCUGAAAGAGCUUAAGAUACAGAUUAUGCAUGCAUUUUCUGUAGCUCCAUUUGAUCAAAAUCUUUCUGUUGACGGACGUUGUUUGACUGAAGAUUCUGCAACCUUGGGUAGUUUGGGAGUUGUUCCCGAGUCUGUUAUAUUUCUCAAGGCUGAUGAGCCAAUAGCCGAUUAUUCAGCAAUGGAUGAUGUAUUGCAAGUCUGUAUGCCAGAAGAAGGUUUUAAAGGAACUGGGCUUUUAGGCCAUUGAGAAUCUGCAUUUCUAAGAAGGUGAAAUACUUCAGAAGACCAAAACACAAACAUGUUUGAUUGGAGGCAGCUAAUAAAGACAGGCUAGAUUGCUUGCCACUGUUGUUCACUCUGGAGAUGCUUUGCUUUUUCUAUUUAAAAAGAAUAGUUUUUACAGUUUUUUUAAGGACAUUUCCAUUGAUGAUGACUUUUUCAAAUGGUUUCUCCUGUUGGUGUUUGCUUAUACAUUGUUUAUUGCUCAUACUAAAUUAAGACAAGAAAAUACACUUUGAAACAUCAUGGUAUAAAAACUGUAAGUAUUUUGUGUCUUUACUCAUUAUCAGAUCAAAAUGCUAAUUUUCUAAUAAUUUAAAGGAAGCUAUUGGAUUAUUAAUUUGUAUUUUUCCAGUGGUGCAGAUAUUUUAGUUUUCUAUUAUUAAAGAUGCAUGAAUAUUUUAAACAUUAAAAUGUUUGUUUAUUAGGGUCUCAAAUUAGGCAGCAGUUGUCUAAUAAAGAAAAAGGAUUUCAGACUUCCAUUUACAGUAAGCCUGACGGUUAUGGACCAUUCCCAUGAGCAAAAUAUUUUUUUACUCAAGCAUUUUCUUUAAUUUUUACAUUAUUUAAUUCCAGUAAUUUCAAUGAAUGGUAACUUUAAAAAACAAUACCUUCCUUCUGUAAAGAAUGUAAACAUAUGUAAAAUGUCUGACUUAUUUGAUACCUAUUUUUUAAAUUUAGUGUAGUACAAUACACUGCAAAAUAGAUGACAUAUAUCCGUGCUAUGCAGAAAACAUACCAAACUGAAAUUGUACAAGCAAACCUUUGGAAUAAGAAGUUUGGUCAUAUUUUUUGAAUAAUUUUCUGAUCCUUUAGCUUGGGUGGUGAAAUGUCUUUUAAACAUAUUUGUAAAAACAACCAACCAAUUUAUAGAAAAACCAGAGAUGUGACCUACAAAUAAAAAUUACCAGUUAUGUCACAUUUCACCACAUUUGGCACCACGAUUGGUAUAAUUAUUAAAGUAAUAUGUGACCCUUCACUAUAAGCACUAGGGACACUAGUUGUAUAUGAAUAAUCAUUUACACCUAUGUAGCAUGUUUUUGUUUUUUUAUAAAUAUAGGCCCUUUUUUUUUUUUUUUUUCUCUUUUAAAAAUCAACCAAGUUACCCUUAACAUUAUUUCAGAUAUUAUAAUUACCUUCAAAAACUGAUUUGAAAAUUGUGCACUAUACUAUUGGAACAAGCCUGUUGUGCUUUGAUUAUAUACUCAGUACAUGUCUUUUGAAUGAAAACAAUUCCUCCUUCCAUGCAGGUAGAAGAAAUAUUUAGGGAGACAGAGAGGAAGAAUUUACUUAUAAUAUGACACUUGUGUACAUAGAAUUUGAAUAAAAGAUGAGCUCACUAAAUUUUCUGCAGUUGGCUUCACAUGUUGUAAAGCAUUUCUCCCUUUGGUACUAUUAAUCUUGAUGUAGUGGUACUGUGGUAAUAUAUUUUAUGUAAUAUUACAACACAUUUUUUAAAUUGUAGUUGUAAAAAUUCUUAUAUAAAUGAGACAUACCAGUGCUGGGUGCUGGUAAAAUGUAAAUUAACUUAUUUUGAUGUUACUGUGUGAUAGUAAUGGUCAUUUAUUUACACACUGGUUUGAGGGAUUUUUUCCCCUGGUCAGUAAACUAGCCUUUUAAUCUAUGAUAGGUUGAAAUAACACCUCAACCAGGUCUCAUACUGAGAAAUUGCAAGCUAUGUUUUGCUACACAAAGCAAUUUAAAUUUUUGCUUUCCACUAAUUUUGCCUUAUAGGCUUUUUACAAUACUUGAAUUAAUAUUAUGUUUCCACACAGUUUUCCAUUACAAACUUUAGUUUGUUAAAUAUAUUUUAUGUGCUUGCAUGUGAUCGUGAGAAUUUUACAAAUUAGGUAUGUUAAACUUGUGUGUUAACCAUGUAUUUGUGUUGUUGUCUUUAAUAUGAUUUUGCCAAAUUUAAGCAAUUAGCAAUGUCCCUAGGCAUAUAUUUUUUUAACUUUAUAUAUGCUUCUGAUUAAUGCACAGAUUUUAGACAUUGUAAGAGGCAAUGUAAGCUUGUAAAGCUGGCAUAUGUAAUAAACAAUAAAGUUAAAGUGAGGUGGUCUAAA